CAGUUGCCAAUGUAAACACAGGAACGAACGGAAACAUAGCAGCGUACAAAUAUUCUCCACAUUCUCUUGGAAAUGUCCUAUAAAUAUUUAGCGCGUUGGAAAAUACCAGACAACAAUUUCUAUCCCAUUUCAAUCAUCUGUGCUGCGAACAACGAUCAACAAAGCACGACCGUAAUGGUUGCAAGUGUUGAGCAGGUGGUUUCUGUCUCCAUGACGACCCUUACUCGGGAACAGAACGAAGCAAAAGUAUUCGCAAGAUGUGAACAAGAAUUUGAUGAACCUGUACGUGAACUGAAAAGGACUGAAUCGAACGUAUUACUAAUCUCAUCUGAUGGUAAUUUGCUGGUGUAUGAAGCGUUGGAUGAAAAGUUCGUGCAGAUCGAUGCCUGCAAUCAUGUCCUGCACGCUGAGCAAGGUCCUGACAAGAGACAGCUUUUUAUAGUGAGGCAAACCAGUGCCGGAAAAAUAGUACUGGAGUUGAUAGAACUAUCCGACGGAUUUUCGUCCCACCUUACGCUCAAGAGCUGCGAUCUGGUCAUUGAAAGUAUCGAUUCCACAGCCCGGCUUAGCAUCAAAUGUUUGAUAGUGAAUGAAGUGAAUGAACGGUUUUUGGGCAACUUUCUCGGCUUCACAAAGCUUUCCGUGGGAGACCAGGUGCUGUUGAUUGCCAUUAAUAACACGCUGUAUUGGGUGCAGGAGCAAGCCAAUGGCGAAAGUGAUCUGAUCGCGCUGCGGUGCUUUGCCUCUUGUGUACUGGAUUUUGAUUUCUUCGAGAGCAGCCUAUGCCUAACUGUUCUGCUGCAGGCAGGUGUGUUGGUCAUCUUUGCCCAAUCGCUUGACCCGGAAGCGCUCCUGGUGGCAACCUCAUCGGUGUUCCUUCACGCCCCAGUCGAAGCAUAUGCAUUCGAGAAAGCAAAUAACGGGUUCCUGUACUCGAACGGGCUUAGCACACAUCGUGUGCAAUUUUACUACUCGGAAGAAACAAAACAAAUCAUCACGGAAAGUAGCGAAGUACCUGUUCGAGGCGUGAUAGGCAUUACGGUGCUUGCAAGCGAAUCGGUCGCAUUGCUGUUGACAGAAAAUAAUCAAUUCUACACCAUCGAUUGCAGGGAGAGCGAGAAGCAGACAAGUGUAGCUGAUGUUCCAAAAAUGUUUUUACUUCGCAAGGAUAAUCGUGCGGGUUCGAAACGUAUCACAAAGAUACUCACGGAAGAAGUGCAAUUUGACCAACGUAUAGAUAGGGCCCUGCAAGUUGUGCAGGCUAAAUUCGACGUGCUAGCACUGUAUCAAAACAGAACAGCUUUCGAAGCGCUUGCCCAUAUGGAUGUUACAUUUCAUCGUGAAAUGCCACCCAGAAAAGGGAAAGCUCUUCUGUUUGGACAUCGCAAGGAGUGUGUGUGUUUGUUUGCCAGUGUGAAAAUAGCCAUUAACCAAGGGUUUUUUGCUUUACUUUCCAAGCAAAAACAGUGGAGCAUUUGCAUUGCCCAAAGCGACAGCGAUUUGCACUCCUAUCCCGUGCUUGGCACGUUCAGUCCAGCAGGGGAACUCUCGGCAAUUGUGUGCUUAACUGCACAAGAUUUGGCAUGCGGAUUACCGACAUUUCGCUGCAUGCUGGUUACAACGGUUCAAAAUGGAAAUGAAAGCCUACUACUGUCGAUUCCCAUGCCUGCACAUAUAGAAUCAACGAACUCGUGUGCUGCUCGGUUGAUACACCGAACGCCAUCGUCUUUAAUCGUGUCCGGGUGUUGUGUGAAAAACGCUGCUAAGGACAUUAUCGCACAAAACAAUCCUCACCCGGUUCGGCAGCAGGACGAGAAGCGUACCAUCACGUACUGCAUUCGAAAUGAGCAAUCUAAAACGAAAGCAGCCAGCUUUUCUAGUGUCCUGGAAGUUAAACCCGAUGACACCUGGUUCGCAUUGGAUGCACCGGUCCGUAUGCGUUGGCACGGAGAAAAAGCCACACUGUGCGCGAAAACAGAUUGUCCAGUAGCGAUGGAUUUGGUCAAGCGCUUGCUGCUGGAUACGGAAGAGUAUUUGGCUGAAAUGGAAGAGAGAAGAGAUAAGCUAAAAGGUCUAUCGCUCGAACUACAGGCAGUCAGCGAUGGUAGUUUAAUAAUCCAGCUGUACCGGAAAUUAAGAAACAACGAUAUCGUGGAGGAUGAUGUUCCAGCCAGCUUCUAGGCAGUGCAGAGCUUACUUUGUAUCAUCGAGCGUGCGCCACCAGCAGUUUCAGUUUAAUCAUUUUUUUUAAAGCAAUCCCAACCCAAAGAGCGCCGUUCAUUCAUCGUCCAACAACUGACAGCUGUAACAGGUGCGCGUGUGUAUUGGUGUUGCAGCCCACGCGACGAAGCAACCGAUGGUUUUGCAAAACAAAAACAAAUCACUCACACCAACAAAGAGCUGUGUCGACGUGCGAGCGGACAUCAAUUGCGUACUGCUGCUGCUGCUGC
This is a messenger RNA of Anopheles gambiae (African malaria mosquito), 2450 nucleotides long. RefSeq lists its product as uncharacterized. The coding region runs from base 73 to 2181 and encodes 702 amino acids. The transcript is spliced from 2 exons. NCBI's taxonomy places the organism in Eukaryota, Metazoa, Arthropoda, Insecta, Diptera, Culicidae. The record is from RefSeq and is a predicted model, not a curated record.